AUGUGGAUCGAGACGACUUUGGCACCAGAGCCCGUGACCUUUGCAGAGGUGGCCGUGUGUUUCAGCAGGGAGGAGUGGGCGCUGCUGGACCCUGCGCAGCGAGUGCUGUACUGGGAUGUGAUGCUGGAGACGUACGCGUGCGUGGCCUCGCUGGCAUCUAAACCUGUGGUGAUCUCCCUGGUUGAAGGAGGGGAAGAUCCCUGGGUCCCAGAUGUACGCAGCCUGAAGGACAUGGCGGGAGACGUGCGCCCAGGUGAUGGGAUCGCAAAUUUAAAGGAGAAUCUGCAGGAGAGUGGGGUACCUGGAAGCCCGCGGGGUGAUCUCUGUCCUGGAAAAGCCAGAAGGGAAUCGCAAGGAGGCCUGGAGCAAGGGAAGCACUUGAGGAAGCCUCUGGGAAAACAGCCAGGAAAGAGAGUGAGGGAAAGCCUGGACUGCGGCAAAGGUCAAAAGCAGCCAGAAGAGCUGAGCAGCAAGGAAGUCUUGCAGAAGAACGGGCAGAACCCAUGCAGUGGGGGUGGGAAGGGCUUUAAGGACCGUCCCUACCUUGCUGCUCAUCAGCGCAUCCACACGGGAGACAAACCCUUCAAGUGCCACAAGUGUGACAAGAGCUUCAAGAGCAGUUCUCAGCUCGAUUACCACGAGCGCACCCACUCAGAAGACAGACCCUACAAGUGCCCCGAGUGCGAGAAGGGCUUCAGGAGCAGCUCCAACCUCCUGAUCCAUGAGCGCAUCCACACUGGAGAGAGGCCGUUCAAAUGCUCCGAAUGCCCGAAGGGCUUCAAAAGAAGAUCCCACCUUGUGAUCCAUCAGCGCGUUCACACAGGAGAGAGACCCUACAAGUGCACAGAGUGUGGCAAGGGCUACAAAACCAGUUCUCACCUCAUGACCCAUCGGCGCAUCCAUACGGGAGACAGACCCUACAGAUGUUCCGUUUGUGGAAAGGGCUACAAAAGCAGUUUCGAGUUUAAAUGCCACCAGCGUAUCCACACAGGAGAGAGGCCUUACAAGUGCUCCGAGUGUGCAAAAGACUACAAAACCAGUUACCAACUCAUGAUCCACCAGCGUAUCCACACCGGAGAAAGACCUUACAGAUGCCCCGAGUGUGCAAAGGGCUUCAAAAGCAAGUCUCAACUCAUGGUCCACCAACGCAUCCACGCAGGGGAAAAACGCUACAAGUGCCCUGAGUGUGCGAAAGCCUUCAGAAGCAGCUCCCAAGUCGUGAUUCACCAGCGCACCCACGGAGCACAGAAAGCCGACAAGCGCUGUGAGCGUGAGGAGAGUCCCAGGAGCAAUUCACAGCAUCACAGCAUCACAGAGCUGUAGGGGUUGGAAGGGACCUCCAGAGCUCAUCCAGUCCAACCCCCUGCCAAAGCCGUUCCUACAGCAGGUCUCACAGGCAGGCAUCCAGGCAGGUCUUGAACAUCUCAGAGCAGGAGACUCCCCCACCUCCCUGCAG
This is a messenger RNA of Centrocercus urophasianus (Greater sage-grouse), 1456 nucleotides long. RefSeq names its product zinc finger protein 664-like. NCBI's taxonomy places the organism in Eukaryota, Metazoa, Chordata, Aves, Galliformes, Phasianidae. Gene Ontology annotation, biological process: regulation of immune system process; negative regulation of transcription by RNA polymerase II; regulation of cytokine production. Bases 1 to 1323 code for a protein of 440 amino acids. The record is from RefSeq and is a predicted model, not a curated record. The transcript has 4 exons.